This is a messenger RNA of Carassius gibelio (silver crucian carp), 1707 nucleotides long. It is a transcript of the gene gjb1a, whose product is annotated as gap junction protein beta 1a. Bases 503 to 1267 code for a protein of 254 amino acids. Gene Ontology annotation, cellular component: connexin complex. Gene Ontology annotation, biological process: cell communication. The transcript has 2 exons. NCBI's taxonomy places the organism in Eukaryota, Metazoa, Chordata, Actinopteri, Cypriniformes, Cyprinidae. The record is from RefSeq and is a predicted model, not a curated record.
UAAUUAAUUUUCAAAUGGUUAUAUACUCAUGGUAUUUGCUAAACAAACUGUUGACACAUUUCCAAACACCAAACCCACUUAUGAUCAGUUCUAAACUUCUAAACAUGUAAUUCUAAACCUGGAAAAUCAGAAUUCAUAAUGAAUGUGCUUGUAUAUAUAUAUAAAAAAGAAAACUGCUGCAUAGUCCUGUGAGGUCAGAGCAUUUAAUAUUACACAAAUCUGAGGCAGAAGGCAAAAAUGGAAGAUACCCUGUGACCCGUAUCACAGAAAUACACACAUUCAAGCGCACACUCUUGUUCUGUGACUGAACCUACGCUUUCAUUGUGUGAUGGGAGAAUGACAUUGGCUUUGAGUUCGCCGGUCACAUGGGUGGCUGUGCCUUCAUAAAUGGUUGCUGCAAGCUGGAGGCACUCCAUCUGACAGAAGCACACACACAUACACACACACACACACACACCGGAGACACGGCGGGUCUCAGAACCCCUCUACACGGGCUCUGCCCAUGCCACUAACACCACCUGCGGAGUCUGAUCUGGAACCAAAAAUGAACUGGGCGUCUUUUUAUGCCGUGAUCAGCGGCGUGAACCGACAUUCUACCGGCAUUGGGCGGAUUUGGCUGUCUGUCCUCUUCAUUUUCCGGAUCAUGGUUCUGGUGGUGGCGGCGGAGAGCGUGUGGGGCGAUGAGAAAGCACACUUCAUCUGCAACACCCAGCAGCCCGGCUGCAACAGUGUCUGCUAUGACCAUUUCUUCCCCAUCUCUCACAUCCGACUGUGGGCGCUGCAGCUCAUCAUGGUCUCUACCCCCGCCCUGCUGGUUACCAUGCACAUUGCACAUCGUCGGCAUAUCGACAAAAAGUUGUAUCGGCAAGCUGGCCGCACCAGUCCAAAAGACAUAGAGCAGAUAAAAAACCAAAAGAUGAAGAUUACUGGCGCCCUUUGGUGGACAUAUAUGAUCAGUCUGCUGUUCCGUGUGUUAUUCGAAUCUGCAUUUAUGUAUCUGUUCUACAUGAUUUACCCGGGAUACAAGAUGUUCCGGUUGGUAAAGUGUGACUCGUACCCCUGCCCAAACAUAGUCGACUGCUUUGUGUCCCGACCGACAGAGAAAACAGUGUUCACUAUAUUCAUGCUUGCUGUGUCCGGCAUCUGCAUCCUGCUCAACAUCGCAGAAAUCGUCUUUCUUGUGGCAAGGGCAACAAGUCGUCAUCUCAAUAACUCCAAGGAUUCCCCAGUGGGGGCCUGGAUCUCUCAGAAACUGUUCUCCCUUUAGAAGCGCUGGUCCUCUCACUCUCCGAAACCUACAUAGGCUAUUUCACAAAAAUACUUAAUGUUAAUGAGGGCUAAAGUCAUUGAUCGUGUUUUUAAAAUUUUAUAACUCAGAACACUUUUUAAAAUGUGUACAUAAUAUUACUCCACACAAUUUUAGAGCAAUAUUGAAAUAAAUUCACACUGCUGUAUGAAAUGAUAUACUCAUAUUGUCCCUAAAAACAAUGCAAUUAAAAAUGUAAUAUUUGAUGAAAAAGAUUGGAUUUAACACAUUUUGUUUUGCAAAUGGGAAAGAUGUUCCAAUUUAUUCUUCAGCUGUACUUUAUCUUGUAGAUCAGGGGGCCUCCCCAAACUGGGUUCCAAAAAUCCUUUAAAUGUACUUAUAUUAACAUAAUCUUAAUUGAAAAUGCUAAAACACUAAAAAAUAAAGACGUACAACAUUAA